This is a messenger RNA of Carassius auratus (goldfish), 1376 nucleotides long. It is a transcript of the gene fsip1, whose product is annotated as fibrous sheath interacting protein 1. NCBI's taxonomy places the organism in Eukaryota, Metazoa, Chordata, Actinopteri, Cypriniformes, Cyprinidae. The record is from RefSeq and is a predicted model, not a curated record.
UGCCCGGUAGUUUUGCGCGCUCUUGUGGCGACAGUCUGUCACGGUGUUCGAAAAUUCGCUCCAGAAAGCGUUUAGACUCAAAGAAAUUCCCUUUUAUCGUCUCAAUUCGGCUUCAAAAAUUCUCUCAGAGUCUCUCCGUCACUUUGACGUUAUUCUAAACGAAAGUCCUUAUUAUCGCUUCAGUAAAAUUUCCUGAGGGGAUUCGGACCGUUACUGCAUCCGGGACUCUGGCGUCCCUGGAUACAGCGGUGCGCUCAGUGUAAACAAGCGAAACACUCCUCCAGAGAGACGUUCCCCGUGUGAGAGACCGAUUUACCUGUAAUAUAUAUAUCCAGGCAUGGUUUAUUGGAGAUAGUAGGUAUUCACAUACUGUAAGUGCGUGUAAAUGUGCUGCAGUGUCUGAUAUGGAGGUUUCUGCGGGUGAUGUGUGUCGGACCCUGGAGAUCAUCACAGCACGAGCGGAUCCACAGGUUUCUGAGGAGGAGAGCAGCGGCUGUUCGGCGGAGAAACUGCUCACUGAUCAAGUGUCUGUGGACCGGAUGGACAUCACAAAGGGGUUUCUGGACGAUAUCUCUCGGCCGGCCUCCAGUGAGAUCAGAAGAUUGAGUCGAGAUGGGCCCAGAUCUCUGGAGGUGCUCAGUCCUGACGUCACACACGCCGAGCAGGUUCACCGGGACACGACUGAUCUUACCGCAGAAAACAGCUCUGAUCAAGAAGAGUCCGAUGAAGAGAAUGAAGAUCCGGAGUUGAGAGAAGCCAUAAAGAAGAUGAAGAGGCUGGACCGUGUUCUGGCUCUCAAGGCGUCAGCGGAGAGAGAGGUGAAGCAGAGAGGAAGACAGCAGCACCAGAGACUGUGGCAGGAGCUCCAGACCGCCGGUCUCAGGAUGAGCAGCAACGAGACGGACAACACCAGACGCUUUCUAGCACUGACACCCGACAACUAUCAGGACUGUGAUGAAGUGGAUCGUGUCCCUGUGUUUGAGACUGAAGUCCUGGAUCUGAAGAGUGAUCUGAACACCAGACACGAGACGGACGGGCAGGAUCAGCCGUCAGACGACAGACAGCGAGGAGCGGCUCACAGCAAGCACAAGCAAGACUUUGUCAGGAGAAAUAUUGAGCUGGCAGAAGCAUGGGGGAACUCGUUCCUGCUCACGCAACAGGAGAAAGAGAGAAUAGAGGAACUGCUGAAAGAUGUGGAGGAAGAAGAGAACCACAGCGAGCUGCAGACGGAAGCACAGGUGGUCUCGUCGUCUCUAUCAGCUGGUGAAGGUUUCGCUCCUGAACCUUCUGAGCUCCACAGUCUCCGUCAUAUUGACUCCAGGCUGGAGCUGCUACUUCCUGUGCAGGACUUCCUGUCUGUGCGGAGCCCGUCGCAG